Bursaphelenchus okinawaensis is the source of this 354-nucleotide messenger RNA. Lineage: Eukaryota; Metazoa; Nematoda; Chromadorea; Rhabditida; Aphelenchoididae. The record is from the annotation of a GenBank genome assembly.
AUGGCCAGAAAACGGCCGAAUCCACGUUCAAGUUACGUGCAACAAGAAUCGAGGAAUCUAAGCGGCAAAACUCGCGCUUUCACCUCGCACUCUCAAUCCCCUCAGGUUUCAAUUUACCCGAGUAUGGAAAUUAACGUUCGUUGCCGCCGAGCCAAGAACCAUAAGACCCGCUGGGAAUUCACGGCGAAAUUCCUCGACACACUCACUUUAACACCAAGCAAGAAGAAGAAAGUAAUAAAGAGACGGAAAAAACGUAUCAAUGUGCUGGUCGCAAACUUCUCGGCAUUACGGGAACAUUGGUGGUGCGAAACUCUCAUCGUUCCCUCCAAUAAACCCGAACGCGAAGCCGAAUGA